Messenger RNA from Ctenopharyngodon idella (grass carp), 4964 nucleotides. It is a transcript of the gene cadm3, whose product is annotated as cell adhesion molecule 3. The record is from RefSeq and is a predicted model, not a curated record. Gene Ontology annotation, cellular component: presynaptic membrane. NCBI's taxonomy places the organism in Eukaryota, Metazoa, Chordata, Actinopteri, Cypriniformes, Xenocyprididae. Gene Ontology annotation, biological process: homophilic cell-cell adhesion.
UCCCUCCCUUUCUCGGUGCUUUCAGACAGACUGUUUUGCUGCAGUGAACGGUAGCCGUGGAGAGAGGAAAAAGGCAAGAAAAACAAGAAGACAGCGGAGGGCGGAACGAGAACCAAGACAGACAGAUCCAUUGGGACCUUAGCGUGAGCGCCAGCAGGCAUAGACGGGUCCAACACUCCAGAACCAACGGGCAUCACGAGGAGCGCUUAUAUCGUCAGCGCUUCGGUGAGCUUCUCCACUUCUCCUGGCCUCGAGAGGACUAUUGAGUGUAACGUACUGGACGGAUGAGCGGGAUGCGCGCGCGUCAGAGUAUGACAUUCCCGUCAUUCCAGCGGGCCGCUCUCAGGGCUCUCGCGGCCUUGACGAUGCUUCUCGCGACCUCCGUUCGGAGCAGCUACGUUUUCGAUGAAGACCCCUUCCAGCCAGUGACCCAAGAUGAGACGGUGGCAGUGGGCGGGGUGGUGACCCUGACCUGCAGCGUAAAGGAAAAUGAUAACUCCUCCCUCCAGUGGUCCAACACGGCCCAGCAGACCUUGUACUUCGGAGAGAAGAGAGCACUGAGAGAUAACCGUAUCCAGUUGGUAAAGUCCACGGCUACAGAGCUGAUAAUCACCAUUGCAGACGUUCAGCUGUCAGAUGAUGGAGAGUACACCUGUUCCAUUUUCACCAUGCCUGUACGGACCGCACGAGCCACAGUUACCGUACUUGGUGUUCCAGGUAAGCCGGUGAUAACAGGUUUUGAAGAUGCUGUUCAGGAGGGUGGCAAGGUUACUCUCACCUGCACGAGUUCAGGCAGCAAACCUCCUGCUAAACUACACUGGUACCGUGAUCAAGAGGAACUACCGGGGCGUCCUGAUGUUGUGGAGUCCAACCCUGAUGAACCAACCUACACAGUAACCAGCGAGCUCACCCUCACUGUCACAAGAAAUGAUAACAACGCUCUGAUCGCCUGUGCGGUGGAUCACCCCUCCAUCGCCAAUGGAGACAAGAAGACAGAACAGCCACUCAGCGUCUUGUUUUCUCCCAGUGUGUCAAUUCAUCCUGAGAGUGACCUGCCCAGAGAAGGAGAGAAGUUUUACCUUCAGUGUGUGGGGAACGGAAAUCCAGAACCGACUACAUUUGUGUGGCAGAGGAAAGACGGAGGGCUCCCCCCGCUGGCGAAGGAGGAUGGUGCGUUCCUGCGCUUCGAAUCACUCAACAAGUCGGAUAAUGGCGUUUAUGAGUGCCAGGCUGAUAACGGGAUCGGUGUCGGGGAUGUAUCGCACACUCUCCUGGUUCAAGACCAGGGAGAUUCAGACCUCCUUAUUCCCACCUUUACUCUCCCUUCAUCCUCUGUUUCUCCCACAUCUCCUCCUCAAACCUCCCUUUCACCCCCUACUGAAGGUGAAACUCUUCCUCCUCCCUCCUCUUCAUCGUCUUUUACUACCGUCCCCACAUCCACUCUUCCCAUCUCGACUCUCCUUCCUUCUACUUCUGCUCCUCCCACUCUCCCUCCUUCUCCUGAAGUUCCCACCACCUCUCUUUCCAACGCUCUCUUCCCAGAUCUCACUCUUCCAUCUUCCUCUGUUCCUGCUCGUACCCCUCCCUCACCUCCUUCACCCCCUUCCUCCCCCCCUGCCACUCCAUCAUCUGUUCCUCGGCUGAAUGGAGUGUACACCUUUACAGAAGCCGGAGUGAACGCUGCAGACCCCACAGCGAUGUCCACCUCUUCAGGAGUAGACCAUGCUGUGAUUGGUGGAGUGGUUGCUGUCAUUGUCUUCAUCAUGCUUUGUCUCCUCAUCGUCCUCGGCAGAUACCUCAUCAGACACAAAGGUACGUACCUGACUCAUGAGGCGAAAGGUUCUGACGACGCUCCUGAUGCAGACACGGCCAUCAUUAACGCUGAGGGGGGCCACUCUGGGGUGGAUGACAAGAAAGAGUACUUCAUCUAGAGAUCCAUCCCUCCGUACCCUCUUCCUUCACACGCUUCAGUUCACUCAGCCUGAUGUGGAAAACGGUGAUGGCAGAAGAGAGAGGAAAUAUGUGAGGAAAAAAACAAAACAAAACAAAAAGUGUUGACCUGUUGGAACUGAAGGACCUCAAAUAAGCUUCGACACACAGGACAGGGAAGUGAGAGUUAUGCACUGGCGCGUGGGCUCAUUUUUACACACACACACACUCUUUCUUCAUUAUCACAAUAUGACACAUGAGCAAACACAAAUAACGAGACAUAAACAAUAAAAAAGAGAUACACAAAGGCAAUAUUACAGUGACCACGCUUCCCUCGUCUCCCAUGAUUCCUUUCAAAAGGUCCAGAUAUGUUGCACAGUGACAUGUGCAUGCAUGAACUUUCAGGACACACGGUCUGCUCCCAAAACCAUUGAAAGACACAGACUCAUAACUGGCACGCAUGCAAAAACACAUCAAACAAAAAGGUCUUAAACUGAAGACGAAAUUGAAUCAAACCAUGCUACCCUGCAAUAUCACUGACAGACACAUUCAUAUUCAUAACCCUAAUGUUACGCUUCAUCAUGCACACACACACACACACACACACACACACAGGCAGAAUAACCAGGCAAAAACAGCAGCCCCUGCAAUCAUUGUUUGGGACCCCUGAUAUAAAUUUAUAAAUACAUAUAUAUAUGAUUAUAUAGCAUCAUUUUUACUCAGUGUGCUGUAAAUAUAUCCUCCAUCUCUCUCUCUCUUUAUCUCUCUCUCUCUAACCUCACUGUCUGAUAUUGCAGUAUAUACUCUCUGAGCCUGCCUGGUUUUCUUACAUGCGUGGAAAUGCAGAGUUGAUAAAAAAAUAUCUGGACUAUAGAAAAAAAAACAUGGUGUUAUGAAAACUUCAGUAAUAUUUGUAUGAAUUAUGUUCUCUUCAAGUUUGAUUUCUGGUGUUUACUGUUGGUGCAACAGUCUAGUGUCAUUUCAUCAACAUGGGAAGAUUAUUAUUAUUAUUUUUAUUAUGAGGUCCUACAUUGAUUAUGCACUGAUGUGUCAUUGUAUCAGGCCCAGUGAUUAGCUCACUCACGCCACCUUCAGGAAUGAAUCUCCUCUGUUCUUCAGAAAAAGCAGGGUAACAAAAACUACUGCUCUCUUUCUUUCUCUCUUUCUCUGAAUGAUCACAUUCCCACUCUCUUCCGAUCCACAACUUUUUUUUUGUCUGUUCUGGCCUUUGUCUUCCCCUCCUUUUACAGUCAUAGAGCUAGAUUAUUUCCAGUAUUAUUCCAUCAUUGUCAACCACCAGCUAUGGUGACUUUUGGAGGGAGUUUGGGAGUUUAGUCAGUCGCAUCAUGCAAUAAACUGAGGCAAUUCUAUUUAAUAAUAAAAAACUAUUAACUGUUUAACUCAAAAACUGGCUAAUUAAAGGUGAUGUGUGUAAUUUUUAGCAUGUUAAAUCUUCUAUCCUAUCCAAUCUGAAUGUGAGUAGAUUGCAAGUAAGCCACCCGUAGGUUGAUUCCCUGUGAUGCUAUCAAAAAUUUGCUCUGUUUGUUUGAGCAUCCUGAACGCCGACAUAUAACUCAACCAAUGGCAUGCAGUCUGAUUCAGUUCAGCGGCACAAAAAUUACACACUUUACUUUUAAAUGUAUUGUGCUUGAAUUUGUGAAUGAGUUCUGCUUCACUAUGUAAUUUUUCCCCAAUCGGUGCUGAUCUGGUAACAGUUUUGAUUACAGAAAAAGGCCAGUUGUCAUUUCUGUGUCAGUUAGGCCUUUCUUUUCAAUAGUUAUUUACAUAAAGGAGAAGGUCGGAGCUGUGACUCGAGAAUUGAGCAUUUUUCAGUUCCAUUCCCCUGGACUCUUCCCAACAUUUCAUGGCAAAUGGUCGAAAAUAAAGUAAUAUUUAGGUUGAGAACACGAUUUUCUCUCUAAACUUGAGAAACUGGGACCAAGCGGCAUGUGUAGAAAAACCUGAGAAAAAACAUCACAAUUCAGAAUAAAAUUUAAUUUUCAAUUCACCCUUAUUUGUAUAGCACUUCUCACAUUACAGAUCUUUUUAAUGGAGCUUUAUAGAAAAUGCACGUUUCAAUGAUACAAUGUAAUUGGGCUCCAACAAACAGGGAAUCUUGCAUUAAAUCUACCACAUAUGUGGAAAUUCUGAAGUUUAGGCAUGUUUUUGUUCACGUGGGAUGACAGGGUCAUUCAUUUAAUGCAUAUGUAGGUCACAACUAAGUGGCAACUGACCAAUUACAACCAAAACCCGUCCUCCGCUCUCCUCACAUACCUCAUUAAUGACUGCAGACAAUGAGUUUCUGAGACAAGCAGUUACAAUCGACCGCCGCAAGAUGGCGAUAAUGCAUUUCGUUCCCCCACACAUCUUUAUAUCUCUCUCUUUCUCUCUGUCCUGUACAAGCAGUAGAACUUCCAGUUAGUUAUCAGUCAGCUCAGUGCUUAAUUUUAAAUCAUGUUGUUUACUUUUAUUCUGCUGUAGAUGUGCAUAUUGUUGUUUGUAAUUUUAUGUUCCAUUUUUUAUCAUUUUUAUGACGACUAAAUGUCUUAGACUUGAAGGUGUAGAUGAACAUGUAGUUUCCAUGACUUUUGUUUUGUUUAUCUGCCAUUUUUUUUAUGAUUUCAUGUGAUUAGUGUUGCCUUGAACAGUCUACACACUCAAGUGAGCACAGACAGCGACACAUGUUUUUUUGCGUGUCUGUGUUUAUGUGCGUGGAAGAUUUUCACACUGGCCCACCAAACAGAUGCAGGAAACACUAUAAGUAUUACAGUACAUUCUGUUAGAUUUUUGUUUUUGUUUGUUUGUUUUGAAUGAUAAGUCUUCCUUUUGAAUAAAUAUUCAUAUCAUGUGGAGCUAUUCUGUCAUGUAUGUUGAUUUGUAUUAUGGCCGAUGAUGUCAUCUGAAUGGGACUCUGAGAUCAUCAUCAUUGUGGGUUCCGUUUGUUUGAUGGUCUGUUUAGACAGUAUUUGCUUUUUGUUACAAAAAGAGAUCCCUUGUUAACUUCAAAAUAAAUAUACAUUUGGGUUAACCUAUAA